GAGAAUGAAUGAUAAUAACGAAACAACUGAGGUGUUUUCUGGUACAUCCAGUGUAAAACGGAUCAUUGGUGUGUUUUCAGGUAAAGGUGGAGUUGGGAAGAGCACAACUGUUGCGGUAAUAGCUUUCAAUCUCGCUCAAAGAGGAUUCUCUGUUGGAGUCCUUGAUGCUGACCUGUGUGGACCAAGUCUCUCUAAGAUGAUUGGACUGAAGGGAAACAUCCACUCCUGUGAUCAAGGUUGGGUUCCUUUAACUCAAUCAGUUGGGGCUGGGAGAAUAUCGGCAGUAUCCUUGUCUUAUCUGGUUGAAAACCAGGAUCAGGCGGUGAUUUGGCGCGGUCCCAAGAAGACUGCUAUGAUAAAGCAAUUUUUAGAGGAUGUUUGCUGGGGAUCACUUGACUUCUUGAUUAUUGACACACCGCCAGGUACAUCAGAUGAGCACAUGGCUGUAAUGGAAUGUGUCCCUAACUGUUCCGUCAUCCUCACUACCUCACCUCAGGCAUUAGCCGCAGCAGAUGUGUUGAGACAAGUGAGCUUCUGCAAGACGACCGGAGCUAAUAUACUAGGAAUCAUUGAGACACUGAGUGGGUUUGUGUGCCCGAACUGUUCAGACUGCAGUCUGUUAUUUAACCAGGGUGGAGGUCAGAGACUGGCUGAACACUGCAAGUUAAAGUUCCUUGGCUCAGUGCCAAUAGACCCUAACUUGUCAAUAUAUUUGGAUAGUGGGACUUUGUUGGAGAAUAAGGACACUUGUGUUUCUUAUCAGAGUUAUAGUGAGAUCGUUGAUAAGGUAUUAGAUACUUUGGAAGUUAAUUCAAGUAUUAGGAAUGCUGGAUGAGAGUUACAUAUUACAGGAUUAUAAUUUUCCAUUUGAGAUUAUUCAAUUCUAUACAAGAAACUGUAUUUGAUAACCGGAUAUUAUAGUCGGUAAGAACAGGAAACUAAAAGUGUGCUCAUUUAA
Messenger RNA from Bolinopsis microptera, 958 nucleotides. Its product is annotated as cytosolic Fe-S cluster assembly factor NUBP2 homolog. The transcript is spliced from 5 exons. Gene Ontology annotation, cellular component: cytosol. Gene Ontology annotation, biological process: iron-sulfur cluster assembly. Bases 5 to 835 code for a protein of 276 amino acids. The record is from RefSeq and is a predicted model, not a curated record. Gene Ontology annotation, molecular function: iron-sulfur cluster binding; ATP-dependent FeS chaperone activity; ATP binding. NCBI's taxonomy places the organism in Eukaryota, Metazoa, Ctenophora, Tentaculata, Lobata, Bolinopsidae.